Messenger RNA from Betta splendens (Siamese fighting fish), 6576 nucleotides. It is a transcript of the gene slitrk3a, whose product is annotated as SLIT and NTRK-like family, member 3a. Gene Ontology annotation, biological process: axonogenesis; regulation of presynapse assembly; positive regulation of synapse assembly. The transcript is spliced from 3 exons. Gene Ontology annotation, cellular component: GABA-ergic synapse; postsynaptic density membrane. The record is from RefSeq and is a predicted model, not a curated record. Lineage: Eukaryota; Metazoa; Chordata; Actinopteri; Anabantiformes; Osphronemidae. Gene Ontology annotation, molecular function: protein binding. The coding region runs from base 1122 to 3836 and encodes 904 amino acids.
AGUGAUUUACCCCCAGCCGGAGGACCCACUCCCGCUGUGAAUAUCACCACAUAAAUCUCAACCACAACAAACGGAGACGGUGUAGACAGGGACUCGUCUUGCGCCCUCCCAGUCAUCCACAGGUCUGGCAGUCUCACCCACGCCGCGCCGCGCGCUCCCUCGCUAUUAUUUAUUUAUUUGCGUUCCCCUUGAUGCGCGCCCCCGCCGCGCACGCCGGAGCGCUCCUCGCUCCGCGCGCUGCCUCCACUCCGUUUCCUCUCCUCCUCUCGACAGCAUCCAGAACUAUAGCGCACGCGUCCCCAUCACUCUUCUCCCUCCCCUCCUCCUCUUUCUAUCACCGCCAGAUCGCUCUCCUCUGCGUCUCUCACCCCGUCGCCCUCCCACCACCUCCCCAGCUCAGUCCCUCGCUCCUCUGACGCACGACAGGGAAGCGGACCCGAGGAAAGAAAGAGAGAGAGCGAGAGAGACAGGAAGAGAGAGAGAGAGAAAACUGCAGCUGACCCAACCAUCGAUAUGAUCCACAGACUUUUGCUGUUGCUGGACCGAACAGAAACAAGGCCCUGAAGCCGCGAGGAGAGCACUCUCACCCGGCUACACUGUUGUUGAGCGCCUGCCCAGGAGGCGGCGGCGGAGGAGGACAGGGAGGUGGAGGAGGAGAGGCGAGGGGAGGAAGAGGAAGCGGACGGACACAAGUGGAGGACUUGCAUUUUAAGCAAAGCGGUUAGAAAAAAGAAAGAAGGGCAUAUAGUCAGAGUCACCGAAGAGCGGGAGCGGGAGACAUCGCAUUCGCAUCACGUCUUCAUUUCUCCCCUCUCCUCUCGUUUGCCCCAGCCACUGAGAGGCAGAGAGAGAGAGAGAAGUAAAGGAGGGAGACCUAACAAGAUUUAAACAAGCGCUCCCUUUUCCCGAUGCUUUCCAAAUGCAGGACGAAGCAAAGCCCGGCAUCAGACGGUGAGCGGGACGCACCGGGCGAGGACAGGAAACACCGCAGGAGGAUAUGUGAAGUUGGAAUCCCGCUAAACUAACCCCCAUUCCCCUUCCACAUCUGUUCUCUCUGUUGCAGUGCUGUGAAGUGGCUCUGUCCCUGGAGCCGAGACUUCAUCCCCUUGGUGUCAGCAAGGAUGCUGUGGGUUACCUUGCUGAGCACCAUAGCCUUAGGAUGGACCACCCCGAUCCCACUACUAGAGGACUCCGAGGAGAUCGACGAGCCCUGCUUCGAACCCUGCUACUGCGAGGUCAAAGAGGGCAUCUUCCACGUCCACUGUGACAGUAAAGGAUUUACAAAUGUCAGCCAGAUCUCCCAGAUAUGGAGCCGGCCCUUCAAGCUCAACCUGCAGAGAAACUCCAUGAGGAAGCUUUACUUCAACAGCUUCCUCCAUCUCAACAACGCCAUAUCUAUCAAUCUGGGUAAUAACGCCUUGCAAGAUAUCCAUGCUGGAGCGUUCAACGGCUUAGGAAUACUCAAACGGCUGUUUCUACAUGAAAACAAGCUAGAGGUUUUCAGAAAUGACACUUUUCUGGGGCUGGAGAGUUUAGAGUAUCUCCAGGCGGACUACAAUGUUAUCAAAAGGAUUGAAAGUGGUGCAUUCAGACACCUUCACAAAUUGAGAGUGCUCAUACUAAAUGACAAUCUGAUUCCAGUGCUCCCAAAUUACCUUUUUCGGUCUGUGUCACUUACACACCUGGACCUGAGAGGAAACAGACUGAAGACCUUGCCAUAUAAGGGCACGCUGGAGUAUGUUGGGAGGAGCUUAAUGGAAAUCCAGCUGGAGGAGAACCCCUGGAACUGCGUGUGUGAGAUUGUCCAGUUGAAAACGUGGCUGGAGAGAAUCCCUUACACCGCUUUGGUGGGCGAGAUCACAUGUGAGUAUCCAUUCCACUUACACGGGAAAGACCUGCGAGAAAUCAAGCGCACGGAGCUCUGCCCGCUGCUCUCCGACGCCGAGAUUGAGGCCAAGCUGGGAAUUCCGCAGGUCCCUUUCAGCAAUGAGAACACGUGGCCUACUAAACCCUCCUCCAUGCUCUCCUCUUUUCACAACACAGCCUCUUCUGUGGAUUACAAGGAAAGAGUUGUCAAGCCUACCAAACGCCCCCGGACCACAAAGAACCCCCCGACCCCUCGUAGCAUCUACCCAGGCAUCAACCAGCCCCCUAUUGCCGGCUACCAAACAAGGCCUCCCAUCCCCAUCAUUUGUCCGGCUGGAUGCAUUUGCAACCUCCACAUUAACGACCUGGGACUAACAGUAAACUGUAAAGAGAAAGGCUUUCAUAACAUCUCUGAGCUGCUGCCACGGCCCCUUAAUGCCAAGAAAUUAUAUCUCAGUGGAAACCUAAUACAGAAAAUCUAUCGAUCAGACUUCUGGAACUUCUCAAGUUUGGAUUUACUGCAUUUAGGGAAUAAUCGAAUAUCCUACGUCCAGGAGGGCGCCUUCAUCAACCUGCCAAAUUUGAAAAGUUUGUAUUUGAAUGGGAAUGACAUUGAGAGACUCACUCCUGGGAUGUUUCGGGGUCUUCUGAUGUUGAAUUAUCUUUACUUUGAGUAUAAUGUCAUACGUGAGAUACAAGCUAACACUUUCUCCCUAAUGCCAAAGCUCCAGCUGGUUUUCCUCAAUGACAAUCUGUUACGCUCCCUCCCCAGUGAUGCCUUCGCUGGCACCAACCUCGCACGCCUCAACCUCCGCAACAAUUACUUUGUAUCUCUUCCUUUGCACGGCGUUCUGGAGCAUCUGGCCUCCAUUGUCCAAAUUGAUCUCCAUCAAAAUCCCUGGGACUGCUCCUGUGACAUCAUCCCCCUCAAACAGUGGCUGGAAAAACUCUCCUCUGUUAUUGUGGUUGGAGAUGUAAUUUGCAAGACACCCGAGUUCGCUUUCGGGAAGGAUCUGCGCUCGCUGGAGGUCGAGGUCAUCUGUCCUGAGCUGAAGUAUUCUUCAGGCCCCUCUCCUGCCCUGCCUGGUGGGGACGACCUGACUACAGGGAGCUCUGACAUGGGCCAGGCAAAUGGAAGAGGAGCCGUCCCACUGUCUGUUUUGAUCCUCAGCCUACUCAUUCUCUUCAUCUCCGCUGUGUUUGUGGCUGCCGGGCUCUUCGCCUUCGUCCUCCGACGCAGGAAAAAGCUGCCUUUCCGAAAGCGUUCCGAGGUAGAUCUAACGGGGAUCCAGAUGCAGUGCAGAAUCUUUGAGGACCCGCCGAGGCAGAACAGCGCGGGGAACACGGGCACACCGGAAAAACCGACGCAGAGUAUGCACACACACACUCACACCAACCACACACACGCACACGGUCACGUUUAUGAUUACAUCCCCCAUCCUGUGACUCAGAUGUGUAACAACCCCAUCUAUAAGCCUAGAGAGGGGGAGAUAGCAGAGGAAGACAGAUCGCAGUUUUCAGAGAAGAAAGACAAUGGCACCAGUAGCAACAGCAACUACAGAACCUUGUUAGAGAAAGAGAGAGAGUGGACCCUGGCCGUCUCCAACUCUCAACUCAACACCAUCGUCACAGUCAACCACACCACGGCCGACAUGGCAGGAUUUCAUGAGAAUGGAGGGCUCUGCCCCACAGUGAUUGACAGUCAGAGGCCCACGCCGACGGUGGGCUUCGUAGACUGUUUGUAUGGGACAGUACCGAAACUAAAGGACAUGCACGUGGCGCAUGCGCACCCACCAGGCAUGCAGUACCCGGAUUUGCAGCAGGACGCACGGCUGAAGGAGACGUUGCUUUUCGCGGCGGGGAAAGGCUGCUACCCCGACCCGUCCCAAAGCGAUUACCUCGAGUUAAGGGCCAAACUUCAAACCAAGCCGGAUUACCUCGAAGUCUUGGAGAAAUCUUACCGGUUUUAACAUCUCUAGCCCAUGGAGGAAAAAAAAAAAGAUUAUAAAGGUUAACAUUUCAUUUUGCCACCUUCAAAACAAAAAACCCCCAGACCAUUAUUUAAAAAUAAACUUGAAAAAGCAGCAUGUUAAAAAAAUGUUAUCUUACAGUUCUGUUUCCCCCCCAAGUCACUUUGGAGGAGAGGCCAUUCUCAGAUAUUUCAAUGAAGUGCCUUUUUUUCAGAGUAGCCAGCAAUGUCAACAGUCGUUAUUUUUAUAAUAUAUAAAUAUCUCUAAUAUGCCCAAGAGAGAGCAAAAGAGGAAUGAGUGGGGCACCGGGAAGUAAAACAAAUAUCCUAAAAUACAUCUGUCAAUCAAAACCCUUUUUAUGGAGUUACCAUGACAAGACACACGGGAGCUGGACGUCUCCCUGACUUAGGGGGUUUCUUCUGGUCUGUACAAACACCCGGAGGCCGUGCACAUAAAGUUUGUAGUAAAUGAUUGAAAGAGAGAAAAUAUAUAUAUAAAUAUCUAUAUAUAUAUAUAUAUAUAUAUAUAUAAAUUAAAAUGAACUGCAGUUUGCUGCAUGCACUCGCUUCAGUGCAGGAAGUGAGGAGAUUUACUGAGAACUGUAAUGUCACAUUAUGAACAAAGAUACUGCAACACAUUUACAGUUCAAUGUUCUAUUUAAUUUUUUAUAUCUUAUUAUUAUGGUUAUUACUCUUAAUGAGGACUUCUGUCUAUAUCAGGGUGCUUCUCAUAAAAAGGACGCGCCAACGCACGGAUGGUAAAACCUUUGUGAAUAUUAUUAUAAGCAACGCUCAAGGUUUUCUGGAUAUUUCCAUGCACUUUGUUAAGACCCCCCCCCCCCCCCAUUGCUUCUGGAUUUCCCCAUCGUCACCCACUAACAGCUUUGUAGGAGGCACUUUUAAUGUUUUCUCUCUCACAAAGAUUUGAAGAAAAAUGUGCAUAUAUUUAUUCUGUAAUUUCAGUGAAGACUUUAAUUGUAAAGGUAAUGUUAAAUCAAUGUAUAGUGAUUAUGCGUCUGGUAUAGCCUUCUUAAUAAAAAACAAACUCUUCAGUCAUAUAAUGAGAGGGUUGAUGCCGCAGGGACCUGUGUGUGCACUGCUUUUCACAGGCUGUGUAUUUGGUGUCUUGUUGAAGCUGUGAACAACCGCCAACAGAUAAAAGUGCGAGAGAUUGAAUAAGGGUGAACCAAACAAGUGCGAGAGCUGAUCGUUGUGGAGGGCAAACCCAUUUAAAUUCAGUUGAGCUCCUUAAAAAUGAACACGUUUUUAAAGGUUAUCUUCACAAUAGCUCCAAAAUUAGGUAACAGGCCAAAUAAUCCCCACCUGCCAGAUCUGAUGUAAAAUCAACCUGCACGCCAAGUCAAGUGAAUGCUGCUACUUUUGAUGUGGAUCAUGCCAGCUGAUACCAAAUGAGUGAGCAUGCUGGGAUUUUCCUUAUCUAAACGGGUAAAAGUCACUGAUGGGGUGAAGACAACUGUGACUGGCCAGAGCUUGUUAUAUUUGCUGAUCUUGUUGUGACUCUCUCUAAAGUAGCAGUAACAGCAUCAGCCACUGGGGGGCACUGAACAGGCAUUUAGGCAGAUUGAAUGCAAUUAUGACAGUAAAUGCACAAAUUAAUAAUUAAUAAAAUCUUAGGUCAUAUUCAUAACCAGGUUUUAUUUAUUUAACUAUAUUUAUAUGCAAAAAGGGGAUAAGAUGUAUUUCAGUUGUUAACUUAAACCAUUGAUAUUAUCUGGUGUACAGUUGAAUUAAGAAGGUCAGGAAAAAAAAAACGGAACUCGAAAAGCUGAAUUUAACACAAUGGGUUUGUUUAGUUUUGCUCAGGAUUGCUGAUCGCUCAUAUUAUGUGCAUUACAAUUCCUAGUGAUAAAUUUAUCUUCAAUGGUCUUCUCCACAGCAGCCAUCAAUUGCUUCACUUUCAGCUUUGAGAUUCAUCAUUACAAAUUUCUCUCUCCUUCUGUUUUGGGACCAAAAAAAUAAAUAAAUAUAUAUAUAUCUAAGUUGAAGCAGCUGUGGAGCAAAUAUUGUGAUACAGUACACAUCGUCAGUUUUAAUUUGAAAGAAAUAUAUAUAUGAUGCAAACUUGAUGUCUUUAAAUUUGUGAAUAUUUGUGGAAAGAUGGGUGAAUUUCUGUUUUGCUUUGAAAUUGGCAUGAUAUGCAAUCUGCUUUUAUUUUGAUAGAUUUACUAGGAGUAGUGAUCCUCAAUUGGAAUCGUGUGUUUCUCACGUGUCAACUUACACUAAGUGGAAGAUAUGUAGCAAACCACAUGCUCCGCUGCCGGGCGGGAAGCUCCUUAGCUAGUUUAGACCAGUUCAGUAUAGACCAUCAAUGAUUCAGUCUAUGCUUACACAAUGUGGAGCCUUUUACCUUGUGUUGUAUGCAUUGUUUCAUUUUCUUGACAAUUACUGUUGCUGGGUGGAAGUCACCUUCAUUCAAAGCCUUUGUAAGCAUGGGAUUAUUUUACCAGCCCUUUUGUUUUCUACUCAAAGUUUCACCUUGCUGUAUCGUCAUGUUCUGCUGCCCCCACCUCAUAUAGCUGCUUUUUAUACUCCUCACACAUAUAGAUACAUGCAUAUACACACCAACCCCCUCCUAUCCCUGACCAAGAGGUUACAAUGUGCUCAGCAUUGACAGUGUGCGAUUUGGUUUGAUUAAAAUCAUACUGCAUUCCUCUGUUAACCCCAACUCCAACAUCUCCUCACCCUCAAAUGAACAAAUAAAGUUUUGGGAUCAUCUAUGA